Messenger RNA from Vigna angularis (adzuki bean), 1171 nucleotides. Its product is annotated as universal stress protein PHOS34. NCBI's taxonomy places the organism in Eukaryota, Viridiplantae, Streptophyta, Magnoliopsida, Fabales, Fabaceae. Bases 111 to 650 code for a protein of 179 amino acids. The record is from RefSeq and is a predicted model, not a curated record. The transcript is spliced from 5 exons.
AUCUGACAGAGUGAUGAAGCUAUUAGAAUUCCAUUGAAGCAAGCAAGUGGAGUCAAAGGAAGAGGGACAAGAGAGAAGCUAACACGAAAGAAACAACUGUGAAAGCAGAGAUGUCGGGUGGCGGAAACCUUAACCGCGUGUUGGUGUCGGUUGAUGGCAGCGAGGAGAGCAUGAAGGCGCUGCGUUGGGCGCUCAACAACCUCAAGCUCCGAUCUCCUACUUCCGACUCCACGGAUGCUCCUUCUUUCAUCAUCUUCCAUGUUCAAUCUCCGCCCUCCAUCGCCACUGGCCUCAAUCCCGGUGCCAUCCCUUUCGGUGGCCCCAGUGAUAUUGAAGUGCCCGCUUUCACGGCAGCCAUUGAAGCACAUCAAGAGCGCAUCACCCGUGCCGUUCUCGAUCACGCCCUCGGAAUUUGCUCUCAAUUCAACCUCGGCAGUCAAGUCAGAACACAUGUGGUAGUUGGAGAUCCAAAGGAGAAGAUUUGUGAAGCUGUGCAAGAUUUGCAUGCUGAUGUUCUUGUGAUGGGAUCUCGUGCAUUUGGCCCCAUUAAGAGGAUGUUCCUCGGGAGUGUGAGCAAUUACUGCGCCCACCAUGCUCCAUGUCCUGUCAUUAUUAUCAAGGAAAACGACAGUGUCAAUAAGAUAGACUGAUGCACCUCUACUAUGCUAUCGCAACUUUUGAUCAGUUGAGGGGGGGACUGGCUUGCUUUGCUAGACCAGUGUUUUACCUCAGCUUAGAUGCUUAUAUGUUGUUGCUGUGUACCUAUGCUGUUUAGAUCCUGCUACAAGUACGUGUUAUCACUUUUUGUGGACAAUGCUGCUGUUCGUGUAAAAUUCUUGCAGUUAAGAGUGCUUACAAUUGUGCUGUUUCAACUUCUAUUGUUGUCGCAAUUGUUUGAAAGAGAUAUUUGACUCCGGAAGGUUUGUAUUUGUUUUGAAUUUAUACAAUGUUAUACAUAAAUGUUGCAUUGCUAUUGCUCCUUUGUCAGAGUCAGUCUUGUUAUAAACCACAAACUGGCCAUUCAUCAUGUACAGAUUCUCAAAUUGAGAGUGCAGCUUGUGUCGGGCAACCUGCAGUGUCUUACUCUUGCAUUAUCGAUAUUGUCAUGCAAGAAUAAACAUUUAUGUGAUUUAUGAAAGAAAUUUAUAGUGCCAUGGUACUGGUUGAUUUA